AUGGAAGUUAUAGGUGUGAAAGGUAUGAAUCUGGAAGCUGCAAAUGUGAAAGGUAUGAAUUUGUAAGGUAUGAAUGUGGAAGCCAUAGGUAUGAAUGUGAAAGCUGCAAGUGUGAAAGGUAUGAAUUUGUAAGGUAUGAAUGUGGAAGCCAUAGGUAUGAAUGUGGAAGCUGCAAGUGUGAAAGGUAUGAAUGUGGAAGCUGCAAGUGUGAAAGGUAUGAAUUUGUAAGGUAUGAAUGUGGAAGCCGUAGGUGUGAAAGGUAUGAAUGUGAAAGUUGUAGGCGUGGCAUAAAAUGUGAUUGAAGGAUAGGAUGUCGGAAAAAGAGUUGCGGAAUUGAAGUAUGUGGUAGCGAAGUAUUCGGUAGUGCCAAAUGUAGGAGUUCUGUUUCUGACGACGUUUGUGUUAGCAACAGAUGCGGUAACAGUGGAUGUGGUAUUAAUAUAUGUGGGAGUAAGGAGUCUGGCAAUGGAUGGGAUGGUGAUGUAUGUGUUGACGUAUAUGAUAGCGCCACAUGUGGUAGCAAUGGGUGUGGUAGUGAUGUAUGUAGUAUCGAUGUAUGCGGUAGUAGCGUACAUGGUGUGGGAUUGAGCAGUGAUGGAUAUGGUGAAACGUGUGGCCGUGCGAGAUGUGGCAGCAACAGAAGCGAUAGUGAUGUCUGUAGUAGUGUAUGAUCUGGUUGUACUGUAUGUAUUAGUGAUGGUUGUGCCAGCAAUGGAUGUAUUGGUACUGGGUGUCAGAGUAGCACUGGAUGUGAUAGUGUAAGAUCUGGUAGCAACUGAUGUGAAUAAAGGUCUGAAUGUGUAAGGUACGAGUGUGGAAGUUGUAGGUGUGAAAGGUAUGAAUGUGGAAGCUGUAGGUGUGAAAGGUAUGAAUGUGGAAGUUGUAGGUGUGAAAGGUAUGAAUGUGGAAGCUGUAGGUGUGAAAGGUAUGAAUGUGAAAGCUGUAGGUGUUAAAGGUAUCAUUGUGAAAGCUGUAGGUGUGAAAGGUAUCAAUGUGGAAGCUGUAGGAGUGAAAGGUAUCAAUGUGGAAGCUGUAGGUGUGAAAGGUAUCAAUGUGGAAGCUGUAGGUGUUAAAGGUAUCAUUGUGAAAGCUGUAGGUGUGAAAGGUAUCAAUGUGGAAGCUGUAGGUGUGAAAGGUAUCAAUGUGGAAGCUGUAGGUGUGGAAGGUAUCAAUGUGGAAGCUGUAGGUGUGAAGGGUAUCAAUGUGGAAGCUGUAGGUGUGAAAGGUAUCAAUGUGGAAGCUGUAGGUGUGAAAGGUAUCAAUGUGGAAGCUGUAGGUGUGAAAGGUAUCAAUGUGGAAGCUGUAGGUGUGAAAGGUAUCAAUGUGGAAGCUGUAGGUGUGGAAGGUAUCAAUGUGGAAGCUGUAGGUGUGAAAGGUAUCAAUGUGGAAGCUGUAGGUGGGAACAAACGUGCCAUGGCGCGUUGUAGAAGAAGCUGCAGGUUCUGUUACCGAGCCCUUUUACCAUGAGAAAAUAAGAAAAGAAUGUAAGAAGUAAGAAAGGAUUGUAAUGCAUCAGCAAAUGAAAUCAUCAUGACUCGCUAUACCGCUUCGCUGAAUCUACAACUAUACAGAUGUACCACGACGCAAUUUUUAAAUUCUUAAAAGAGAGGUUCUGUGGUGACAUCAGAACAAGCGUUUUUCACCUCGUGACUUCUAUCUCGCUACAGACUCAUGUGAAAAGAGUCAGCCAACGCUCUGCCGAAAGUCUCGGUGCUCCGGUUUCCUCCCAUAGGAAAAGUUGUCAGGUUGGAUAAUUACAGUUAUCAAGUAAUAUCACAAUUGUUGUAAAGAUAAAAUAGUCUAGGCUAGGUAUGUAAGCGUAACACGUGAUGUAAAGCGCAUUUGAUCAUACCCAGAUGUAAAGUUACGCUAUAGAAAAAAAUGUUAAUUGUUAUUUCAGAUUAUAAAACAAUAGUCUUAGAAAUUGUGAGCACGUCCCGUAUUGUAUUCUGCCGACACUUUACGUGACAUGCUCCUAUGAAAAAUUAAAGAAAUGGAUUUCAUCCUUGGAUCAUGCAUGCUCACAAUUCCCCUGCGACUAUUUUUUAGACUGCAGCCUCCUCUGCAAGCCCUCGUUGUGUCAUGGGAAGGUCACGAUUUCGAGAGGGCCUGCGGAAUCUUGUAAAAUGAAUAAAUGUUGUUUUAAACCUGCUUCGUUAAAGAAGGCAGUUUUAUUCGUGCAACGUUGGUGUGGACAACAAACCUUAUCGUUAAAAAAUGCUUCCUUCCACGUCCUUAGAGUCGCCAGUUUAAUUUACAAGUUUCACGCCGCUUUUUUAUAUCUGUUUAUAUUCAAGAUUGUGCAGAAAUUUACUCGCUGACCUGACGCCGGCGCCAUUUGUUUUACAAGAUUCCGCAGGCCCUCGCCAGAUCUUGACCUUCCCAUGACGCAACGAGGGCCUGCAGAGGAGGCAGUUUUUUAGAUGACUGACUCUUUGUCAGAAAUUGCGUUCCAACAAAAAUCGCAGUAAAAAUAGAAUUACACUAUAAAUUCCGAAAAGUCAAUACGACAAACCAUGUACAAAAAUCACUUACAUCUUGCGGUGGCUCUCCUCGUACGGGCUUUCCUUCGCAGAAUCGACGAACAUUGCGAUCUCCAGUUCCGUCAGUUUCGACUUGCAGAUCGAUCGAUUCAUCUUUGUCACUUUGGCAUGCCUCUGCCAGAGGUAAUCCCAUGUAUGUGGUUUUCUUCGGAGGAUCGGCGAACAUGACGAUCUCAAGCUCCGACAGUUUUGACUUGCGUCUUGAUUUGUUCAAUUUUUUUUCUUUGGUUUUUUGCUGUUUACCAAAACAGCAUGAAAUAGUGUUCCCCAUUUUUUUCGCACAGACAGUAUUUGCUCUAUGCGAGCAGACAAUGUAAUAUACUUCAAAAGUACUCUGUUGAAUAAAUCUCCUUGCACUGUAAUUGACAGCUUGGAAAUGAAGCAAUUAGUGUCAAACAAUCAGUAAUUAUAGCGCGUUCAGAUAAUCAGUCACUUGAUGACGAGUAAUUGAAUAAUCAAAACCACUAGAGCGCGCGUUUUUCGCUGCGUGCGCUUUUCGCUGCGUGCGUUUAAAGGCCGUUUUCCAAUUCUGUUUUCCACUUCGCCCGUACCGAAACGAACUAGUGAGCAUGCGUAGAUUGAAAAUAGGUUGAUAAAUCCACGUACUUCCGGGUGUAUUCGCGUAUCAAAAUGAAAAGUUCGUCGCAAGUCAACUUUUUGGCAUACUACGGAAGUAUUUAACUAAUCAACAUUCACUAAAUUUUGAAAUUAAACAUUUUUUUAUACAUUUCGGUACGGUACGCUUGAAUGGAAAACGGCCUUAAUUCUUUUUUAAAGAACCUUUUUCAAAUCAUUUUAUUACUGCCUGUUUGUUAAUAUAAUUAAAGUGAGAAGUGAGAAUAUUCCUCAUUUGUUACGAAACCAAACGAGACUAGACAAAAUCUGAUAUUAAAUCUAAUCAAUUUUUUUAAUCGUGUUUGUAUUCGUGUAAAUGUAGUCUGAGGGUUUUUUUCUCACAACAGACACACAAUAUAGUUCGAUCACUCUAAUGAAUUCAACAUGUUAUAAAAUCCAAUAAUUUCAGGGAAAUAGGAAACAGCAGAGUUUUGUAGGAGAUAGAAAUCCUGAAAAAAUACAAAAAUAACGUUUUUUUGGAAGAUUGUAACGUGAAGAAUAGAUUCUCGAAGAUUUUUUUGUUCGAACUUUUUAAUGGACGUGUUUUUCUUUCAGACCAACCCUAAAGCAUCAAAGACCACAGGAAGAAAAACAAAAACAAUUUGCUAAGAUAGAUGCAUCGUAUAAACGAGGCACAAAAGAGGUACUUUGAUUUUGUAGUGUAUAUUGCGGUUCCUUUGUAUUCAGCGGCAAUGGGUUUUACCCUCUAUUAUAAUUAUUGUAGUGCGUCUAUAAUUUUAUUUCUUCUCAAGAGAAAACUCUGUUGAAUUAAUGAGUUGAUAAUUUCACCAUAUUCCCUUGUUCUCCAAGCUUCUUUGUUCCCGGCCAUUUUUUUUUUACUUUGUUCCUCUGUUUCCAUUUGCAAAAUCUACUUUGUUCUCUUGCAAUUUCGCAAGCCAUGCUCCAAGGCAUGAGAAAGUCCGCCAGCAUGGCAGGAGCAAGAAAUAUAUUAAGGAAAAGCAAGAAAGAUAUUAAGAAUGAAGCUCGAGAAAUUUCAAAAAUCAGCAUUAAAGUAACAAACAUCACAAUUAGAGCAUAAAUACAACAAUCAUAACAUAAAAAUUUGUAUCAUGUAACAGUGCUACGACUGUCUGUUAAUUUGAAUUACAACCAAAAUUCAUAUUUAUAAAAAAAACUGGCAGGAAAUUUUUGGUCUGGGAAGCCUGCUGCCAGGAAGAAAAAUAUUUUAUCAAGGCUUGCCAGGCUCUUUAUGGUGUUUUUAUAUUUAUUAGACUUCUGCGAUAAAAUACCGUAAAGGAGCAUGUGAGAAUUGUGGAGCGAUGACUCAUAAGAAGAAGGACUGCUUGGAGGUUUGUAAGGUCGCCAUUAUUGUAGGCAUACUUUGCUUGUGUACACGACGUGUAGUUUCCAUUACUCAAGCAACAUUGGGUCUUAUACUUGACUUCUGCGGAUAAUACAGUAAUUUAGGGAAAAAAAACUGAUAAAGCUAUCAGUAUAUAAUAAAUUACUUUUGUUUGGUAUGUCUCGUGUAGUAUGAAUUCAUUCUUCCUAUAGCGUCCUCGCCGUGUUGGUGCGAGAUUCACAGGAGAAGAUAUCAGACCGGAUGAAUACCUUCCAGAGCAAGUGAACUUUGACUACGAUGGCAAGAGAGAUAGGUCAGUACCUUAGCACGCCUUAAUUAUUCGCAUGAGAGGAGAGUGUUUUAUAUCUUAAUUAUGUUAUUCAACCAGACACCCGAGUAACUCCGGUUUCUUCCUGGAGUAAUACUGGAUCAAGUACAGUAGGCAUGGCGUUAGCAGCGGGAGGGUUUAGAACUAUAUAGUAGAGCUAAAUCGUGCCUGCUUAUAAUAUACUCAAUUGAAAGAGUUCAGGUUUAAAAUCCAUUUUAUAAUACUAUUAACUUUAUUUAAGGUGGGUUGGUUAUGAUUCAGAAGAACAUCAGCGAGUACUUGAAGAAUAUCAAAAAAUGGAAAUGGUAAAAUUUUACUAAAUACUAUAUGUCUAAGUCAUUAUUUCACCUCCAUAUAUACCUUUGUGUCAAAGUCUCUUUGGGUUUCUCGCAACUCUCACACAGUACUGUAUAUACUAGUACGAAAUUUAUUUUACAGAUUUUGCCAUUUCAAUAGAUUACAUGGCUGGAAUUACCACACAGAGAUUAGUUCUCCAAUAACGGGGUUCCAAUGUGUAUAUUAGCUUGUGUAUUAGUUACUGUACAUGUGCAUUAGCUUGGACAAUAUUUGUUUUGUUAGGCAAAGCAGCAACUGAAGUCCGAUAAACUACAUCAAGAUUUGAUGGAUGGAAAGAAAAUUGAGGAAAAGGUACGAUUAUUCCAAUUCACAGAUUGUAGAAUGAAGGUCUGUGCAUUAGAAUUAUCUACAUAUAUGAUUAUAUGAAUAACUCUUUACUCGUACACAUGAUGCGUACUGGAUACAGUACCUUCGUUUUAUUUUAUUUUUCACACUAAAACUACAACUUAACAUGUGAGUAACUUGACAUGUAUAAGUCAUGUGUAUUAUGCCUUUGAACCGAAUUAUUCCUUUCAACCUUUCAACAAUUUUGUGUAUGUAUAGUAAACAUUUGACAUUUCUUCAAAUUGAAACGGCAAAUUAUUUGUUGCAGGAGAAGUUAAGUGACGACGAUGAAGAGGAUGAAGAUAAAUAUGCUGAUGACGUCAUCAUACCCGGACAGAAAUUCGACAGCAAGAGGUAGUACAUUGGUCAAAAUUUGCUUACCCUAAUUCAUACAUGGUUGCUAAGACGCGUAUAAGCUUGUGAUUUGAUCAAAUAGUUGAAAGUUAUUUGCCCUUCACACUUUGUUAUACUAAUUUAUGCUUUGGUAGUACAUACAUAUAAACCAACCUUUAAUACCCCCGCGGAAUAUCAUCAUAAUUAAUAAUAUAUAAUUUUGCUUUGUAGGAGAACGACAGUACGAAAUUUACGUAUCCGAGAAGAUACGGCUAAGGUAAAUCAACUUGGGAUAGAUCCAGUUGAUGAUCCAGCUGUCUUAUGGGUUCAUUAGGGCGUGACCAUCGACCAGGAUAGGGUACACCAUCAGGCCAGUAUUCUUGGUCGCGGCAUGAACCAUGGAUCGAGCUGGUGGUAUGGUGGGGGUAUCUUAUGGGGGUAACCCCCUUAGCAAACCCCCACCCUUGGCGUGGACACGCCGUAGUAAAAUCUUCAUUGAAGCCUGAAGACAAUUGAAUUCUAAAGAACCUGAUCCUAACCAUGUUAUCGUUAUAUCAGAGUCUGUAGUUUUGUUUGUUGAAACUCUUAGAAUUAAUCCCCGUGAGGAGUAUAAUGGUAUGAGAUUGCUCUGAAUUUAAAUUAUCUUGAAAAAGUUGGGUUUUCUUUGCAUGCAGUCUGUUUAGCAUGCAUAGUAACUUACUGUGGUACGUGUAUGGUCUAUAGACCCAUUGCACACGACGUCACAGCGCUCACACUCUAAGGAUUUGUGUUUGGUCUAUACCGUUUGGUUUUGUUUAUUUAGAUUGAAUAUAUUAUCAAAAUAUAUUUAGCCUGGAUGAACAAAAACAAAAGUGAUAAACCUGAACUUAAACUCUUCAACAACUUCAUUAUUUUCUACUAGUACUUGUACAACUUGGAUCCAAACUCGGCGCACUACGAUCCGAAAACGAGGUCCAUGAGAACCAACCCGUUUGGUCUGAAGGAUAUAGCUGGAAAGUAAGUUCGAUAGGACAUGUGUUAUGUGUAGAUGGCUUUUGUUUUUAUUUUCUAAUGUUUUGUUUUAAUUUGUAGAGCUGUAACGUAUCAAGGUGACAACUUUGUGCGUUACUCGGGCGAUACACAGAAGAUGGCGAACACACAAUGUAAGUUGAAAUUGUUAUUAGUUCCUUCAAUAUAAUAGGAAUAGCAAGGGAAAAGGACGUUUCCUCCUGGGUGGAAAAAAUAGUGACAUCAGGUCGAGAAUUGUUUUAGUUUCCUUCACGUGAUUGAGGCACUUUUUCUUGCAACUUGCAACGCAAUCGCUGGUCUGCAGACAUGUUUAUUAAUCAAAUACGUAAUAAAAAUCAGUGCAAGUGGGCCUUCUACUACUAUUCCGACGCCAUCUUUAAUAAUCGGGAAACAGCUCGUGGCGGGUUCGCAGGCCCAAAGCCUCUCGCAUGUGAACAUUUAUAUUCCCCAUCCUUACCCCCAUACACCCAGGACCAGACGCUCAAGUGUCGGUGUAUAUUUCCCCGGAUGUUGCUCAAGGGCGAUGGUAACAGGGAAAAUUGAACCGUGCAUAACACUUAUCCUAACCCGAUUCCAAAUGUUUUAGUAUUCGCAUGGGAAGCGUACGAGAAAGGGACAGAUGUACAUCUGCAAGCAGAUCCAACCAAGUUAGAACUUCUUCAUCGUGAAUAUAAAGUCAAGAAAGAAGACUUUAAACAGGAUUUGAAAGGCGGAGUACUGGAAAAGGUAUUAUUCAUGAAAAGAUAAUUCCUGAUUUAAUUGCUGAUCAUUUCAUGAAUUGGAUAGUCUGUAAUUAUAGUUGGUUAAUUGCAUAGGUAAUUAAUGAGAAGAUAAUUCCAUGCAUUUUUCGUAAUUAUUUAUUUAAUAAUACAUUCCUUUUUUCCUUUUGUAUUCCUAGUAUGGUGGUGAAGAGCAUCUUAAUGCACCUCCGAAAGAGUUGCUGUUUGCACAAACUGUAAGUAAAGUGGCGUUGGUUUUUGUUCUAAGUAAUUCUUCCAACAUUUGGAGAUACUCUCAGUAUCUCAGUAGGAGAGUUUGACUCAUUUCUGCAAUGUGCAGUCGUCUGAUAAUAAUUAUAAAUCCUCUUGGUCGUAUGUAAAAAAUCUUCCCAGUUUGUCUCUGCUAAACACCUCAGUUUUCUCUUGUAGUAACAAAAGUGACAGGUUUAGAAGUGAUAAAUUUACUCAGUAAAAUGAUUAAAUUGAUAUGGAAAAUAAUGUAAUUAAUAAUUUGAUUUAAUAUCUUCUUUGAACAGGAAAAUUAUGUUGAAUAUUCAAGAACAGGCGAAGUGGUAAAAGGUACAUUAUACCAAAUACAACUGCAAUGCAUUGUUUUGAAUUGUGAAUAUACGUUAUCUGCACAUCUUCUAAAAUCAUCAUGAUUCAUUAACUGUGUCCAAAUUAUGUUUAGGUCAGGAAAAAGCCAUUCAAAAGUCAAAAUAUGAAGAAGAUGUUUACAUCAAUAACCACACAGUAAGUGGGUCAACUUUUGAGCUACAUAUAUAUUGCAUUCUUGAUUUUCAAAACAUGACCACGACAAACUAUAUACAGAUCAUAUAUAUGAUCUUCAUUGAAAUUGUGCUAAGCGAAUGCUGAGGCAUAUUGAGAAUAUUGCCAAAAAAUCCCCAAGUUUACAGAUCAUAUAUAUGAUCUUCUUUAAAAUGGUGCCAAGCGAACGCUGAGGCAUAUUGAGAAUAUUGCCAAAAAAUCCCCAAGUUUGCCGAGGGCUGUUAAACUACAUCACUGUAUCGAUACUCAAGCACAUUGUUGGCCACGAGAUACGUAGUGACGUCAUCAGCAAGGUGGAAAACGAAGAAUACCUAACCUGAUUUAUAAUUCUCUUUUUUUUUGAACGAUAUACAUUGAAUCAUUUAGAGUGUCUGGGGCUCGUAUUGGGUUGAUGGUAAAUGGGGUUAUGGCUGCUGUCAUUCUCUGGUCAGAGGCUCCUACUGUACAGGCGAGGCUGGAAAAACUGCUUAUUCAGUAAGUGUAAUGUUAGACAGUGCAACUGCUGUAUAGAUAUGUAAAGAAAACGGGAGUACUGUGUGUUUGAAACAUAGAUAUCUAUGGUUUGAAAUCAAACUAGAAGCACCUUGUCACAUGCAAAUGAGAUGAAUGUAUAAAUUCGCGUAUUGCAUGAAUGGACCCCGGUCGCUGAGCCGCAAUGCGUAUACUGAUAAACACAUUUUAUAAAAAGAACACAUAAUACAGUUUAUUUUAUGGUUCACAAUGAAAUCAACAUUGUUUCGAUCAUGAAUAGUAUAUAGCAUAUAAAAUUGAAACAUGAGUGGAUUCAGGUCUAUAUGACAGAAGGGACGCAGAUUUUUCAGAAGUAUAAAAAGCCCCGUUAAUCACGUCCAUUUUGUUAUGCGCUUGGUAGGUGGCUAAAAAUCCCGCAUAAUAUCCAUCUUUGAGCUUUGAUUGAGAGCUAAAGAGCUGUUUAAUUUUCUGAAAUUAAACUUGUUGAGCUAAAGACUUAUUUAAUUCGUUUUUCUAGCAAGAACUUCCCGCAAUUGAGAACGAUGAUGGACGUGAAGGAAAAUCUUUAACUGAGGUAAGAAAAAAAUUACUCGCACACAAAUUUAAAAUAAUAAAAUUCAUCACUUGUUCCAGAUUCCUUUGGUGGCUUAUACUGUAUAAUUUCAGCAAAUGUAGAACGAAAUGGUUAUUUUCCGGUCACGGAAACCAACGAGCUUUGGCUAUUUGUCCGUGAAUUAAUUUGAUUGGUUCAUUUAAAUGGCCAGCGGUUGUUUCACACAGCGAAACCGGAACCUUACCCGCACCUAACCCCUUCCCUGACCCCCUUUCCUAAUCUCUAACCCCUAUAACCCGAACUCAUUAGGCCACUUUUGUCUGUAGCUCCACAAUGAAAAACGAAAGGAGAAGAAGAAUAAAAAAGAUAAAAAAGAUGAGCGAGAUAAUUCAGAUGAGCUGGAUAAAGACAAACUUAAAAAGGUAUACUUUGUUUCAACUUUAUCUAUAAGUUUAGGUUCUGUUUGCAGUAUUAAGAGCUAAAGUUUUAAAUAUAGUUGUUACAACCGUCUUGUGAAUUUAACCAAUGGACCUUUCCCCUUAUAACUAAAAUUUCGAUCUAGACAAAAAUUUCAUCACAGCUUGAAAGAGCAUCACAAAAUUAGUAAUAUUCCUAAGUUUUGUUGCAAAAUCUUGUAAAAUGCGGAUAAUAUAGCCUUGCGAAGUUUGCCGUUUUUCAGUCAUUUUGUAUUACAAACGGGAAAUUGACAUCCGAUUCGGGUGUUGGGGCUGCAAUUUCCCGUUUGUAAUGCAAAAUGACUGAAAAUUGCAAACUUCGCAAGGCUCUAUUUUCCUCAUUUUACAACAUUUCACAACGAAACUUUGGAAUAUUACUAAUUUUGUGAUGCUCUUUCAAGCUGUGAUGAAAUAUUUGUCUAGACUUGCUUAGAUCAAAAUUUUGGUUAUAAGGGGAAAGGUCUAUUAGUUAUACACUCGGCUCUUUAUAGGCAUUACAUGAGGAAGAGAAACAACAAAGACACGCAGAUAAAUUAUUAAAACUGGACGAACGCAAAAGAUCAUAUCCUUUAUUAUACGUUUUACAAAAGCUCCCCCCCCCCCGCCAAUGAUUUCAAAAAGCCUGUGUAUGAAAGCUGGAGUUACACGAGCAACAAAAUUGCUGCAACUUGCAACAAAAUCUGAUUUCAACGCAUGUUAAUUGAAAAUGUUUACACAUGAAUUACAAAUCACAAGGCAACAUGUGACGACAUUUCUACUUAACAUGCGCUGAAAUCAGAUUUUGUUGCAAGUUGCAGCAAUUUUGUUGCUCGUGAACUCCAGCUUAACUAUGUAGGAAAGAUAAUAAUUCUUCGACCAUGAAAGCGUUGGUAGUCUAUAAAACAAGCUACACAUUUCAUGGAAUUUAAGGCAAAAAAUUUAAAAGUUUCCAGAAACAAAAGGUGGUGGUUAUAUGUUGACAACCUAUACUUUGCCCCCUCCCCCCCACCACCACCAAUAUUUCACCACGGUUCUGUAUAAAUUUUCACUUAACAUUAUGUACAUAUAACUCCCUCAAACGAGACUUCCACGAAGUCACAGCCGAAGAACUAGAAGCAUACAGAAUCAAAAGGCAGAAUACCGACGACCCGAUGAGCAGCUUUAACAGAUGAUAACCUGGUAUUUGUAAAUUUCUGUAAAAAGGUUUUUUGCCCAACACCCAGGGUUCAAGUGUAGAUAGUAUUGUACAGUAUUCUGCCGUGUUUUGGACCGGAACUACCUCCACGUUUCGAAGGCAUUUCUUCAGAAACUUAAUGUUGUUGGGGCACUUUCAUAUGCACCUUUUUCCUACCAAUCUUCUCAGGGAUAAAUAAGAAAUUUUAGCUGGACUUGAGUUCUUAAGGGUUCAAAUCUUCAACCUAACAAAUUUCCUGCAGCUGUUUAACUAUUUUUCGACUAUUUUCCACCCCUGGUACUAGCCUGUAAUAUCGUCGUGCCUCCGAUAUGUAAGUACAGGUAUUAUCGCACACUUCCGCUGACGAAGAUCUCCCUCGAACCGUCCAAAUGUAUUUUUUUAAAUUAAUCUUUAUUAGGUAGUUCGGACCACUUGGCUAUACUAACUCCUUUAUAGUUCAGACCACCACGGCAGCUUAUGUAAAAUACUAUCUACAUUAACCUUGUCAAAAUAGGUCCAAUUAGACAUUCCGAAGUUGAUGAGUGGACUGGGGACGAGUGUUAAAAAGUGCCCAAAUUAAGAAAUUAACCAAAUCACUAAAAAGACAACCUCAAAAUUAGUAAGUAUACAAAGUUUGAAGACAUUUAUACGAAUAUCCUUCGAAUAAUAAGCUUUCGAAAAUCGCGAUAUGUACUAUGAAAUGUAUUGUAAUUUUUGUUUUGGGGACGCGCGUCCCAAAAACAAUCUUUUAAUCAGUAAUUUCACAAUUUUGGAAAGCUUAUUAUUCGAAGGAUAUUCAUGUAAACGUCUUCAAACUUUGUAUACUUACUAAUUUUGAGGUGGUCUUUUUAGUGAUUUGGUUCAUUUCUUAAUUUGGGCACUUUUUAACACUCGUCCCCAAUCCUCUCAUCAACUUCGGAAUGGCUAAUAAUUGGUCAAUUAUGGUUUGCGAAGGAGUGAAUUAACGCAAGUGGAAAGCGUUUCGUUUCAGUCACAGACGGUGUUGUCGCAAUAAUGUAACUCAUGGCUAUAUUGAGGCCAGAGUAAUAUAUAGUGCAUUGUGCCCACCGUCUGUCUGUUGGUCAUCGUCAGCUGUGCACAAUGGAUUGAACAUGGAGAUUUACUGUCAGUUUCAAUUUUGUUUCCAUGUAAAAUCAUUUCUAUGCUAUAUUGAAUAUGAUCAUGUAUGUACAAUUUUAUCAUAAGUAUCACAAAAUCAUACGUCCAAAAUCAAGGAGACCAGGCUCCAAUCUUAGUAAUAGGCAUUAUUACAUUUACAUCUUUGGCAUUUGCGGGUCAUCACAGUAUCAAAUUUGUUUGUUGAUUAUUGUUAUCAUUAGUUUACAGACUGUCAAUGUCAUCGUAAGCAUUCUUAUUAUCUGAAUUAUUUUUACCACUAUCAUCACCAACACCACAAUGGUCACCACUACCAUUUCCAUCAACCUCAGCUUUAAUAUUGCUUUUACUACCAUUAUAAUCAACAUCAUCUGAAACAACAUCAUGACCACUAUCAUGAUCGUGAUUGCUAUCAACCCCAUCACUUGCACCACCAUCAUGAUUAUCAUCACCAUCAUGAUUAUCACCAUCAUGAUUACCAUCACCAUCAUGAUUACCAUCACCAUCAUGAUUACCAUCACCACCUACAUCAUCAUCAACACAAUCAUGAUCAGCAUCAUCACUAUCAUGAGUGCUGUCUUCAACACCAUCCUUGUCAACACCAUCCUUACCAACACCAUCCUUACCAUCAAUACCAUCAUGACCACCAUCAACAUCAUCAUGACCAUCAGCCUCAUUGCUACUAUAAACAGCAUCUUCACCACCAUUAACACUAUCACCACCAUUAACACUAUCACCACCAUUAACAUCACUUUUGUCACAAUAACCAUCGUCAACACCAUCAUCAUCUUCACCACCAUCAUCAACAUCAUCAUCAUCAUCAUCAUCAUCGUCAACAUCAUCAUCAUCAACAUUACCACCAUUACCACCACCAUCAUCAUCACCACCAUCAUCAUCAUCAUCACCACCAUCAUCAUCAUCAUCAUCACCAUCAUCAUCAUCAUCAUCACCACCACCAUCAUCAUCACCACCAUCAUCAUCAUCAUCAUCACCACCAUCAUCAUCAUCACCAUCAUCAUCACCAUCAUCACUACCAGAUAUAGCAGCUGCUAAUUUUCUCCAGCAGUCCUUUCUUGAUUUAGAUCCUUUCAUUUCAAUUUGUGUAUAUAUCUUCAAUUCAUCUGGCACCUGACAUUCCUCAAGUAACACCGGAAUAAUUUUCUUGUGUUUUCCACCAUUUUGUGAUUCAUUGAAAUCAUAGACUGCAUGCUUCAAUUCCCACGGGGCCCACAACUUUCUAAGAAAUUCAGGGGAGAGUAGAAAAAUAACACUCCCACUUGACUUAAUACUCUCACUGAUGUUAUCAGUAGUUGCUUUUCCUGGAACAAAGUUUUCCAAGUCAAUACAAACUUGAAGACCACACUCAGUUUCUAGGAAUGUUUUCAGUUCCAAUGCAAUUUCACAAUUUUGCUUAGCAUAACAAAGCAGCGUGUCGUACUGUGUUUUGGAAUUUUCAAUAACAUUUGUUUCUGUUGGCUGAGUAUUUGAAGUUGGGUCAGUUUUGUCAGAAGAUUGUGUACAUAUGGGAUUUGUGAUGGAUAUUUGCUUUCCAGGAUCCUCUUUGGUCUUUACUGGUGGACUUUUGGGGAGCCUUUGGGAUACACCUGCCUUCUUCUUGGAUGGGGUAUUUUUUGUGUCCUUGGCAACCCUCAACAGCUUUACACAUGGGGAUUUGGUAUGUGCUGAUUGGGGAUCCAUGGGGUCUGUUUUAACCAUUGUCUUUGGUGGGCUGGUUGUGUUUUCUUUUGGUAUUUGAUGAUCUUUUAGCUUGAGCUUCCCCUUGGAUUUUUUAGAAGUGGUUGAUUUUGUAGGUUGCUUGGUUGUUGGAAAGCUGGAGUUGGUGAAAGGUUCAGCUGUUUCUGUUGUUGGUGUUCUAAGCAUCUCGGACUGUGAAGUGGAUGUUGCCUCUUGUGUCAUGUUGUUGUGUUCAGGUUCUGGAUGAUGUGCUUGAUCUGGGGAAAAUGUGGGUUAAUUUCCAAAUUAAUUAACCAGACACAUGAUGUGUAAAAUCAUCUGGCGUUAGACCAACCUCGUACCCAGGGCAGCCAGCCAUGAAGCCCUGGGUAUGAGGUUGGCAUUAGACAGCUAGUAUAUAAAGUAAUAAAGUAGGGUGCAAUGUUAAAAAACUAGACUUUUGAGGUCCUUAAAUCCUAAUGAUUCUAAUCCCAGUCCAUUAACGGAGCUGCUGAAAUUGAUUGUUAAAUAUGUUAAUUGUAUAAUUUUAAUUGACCCUUUAAGUGGUAAUGUGCUC
Molecule: messenger RNA, 14318 nt
Organism: Paramuricea clavata
Lineage: Eukaryota; Metazoa; Cnidaria; Anthozoa; Malacalcyonacea; Plexauridae
Source: the annotation of a GenBank genome assembly